AGCCGCACAGCACGCAGAAACUUUGUCAACAUCCGGGUUGCACAGUGAGCACUGCGAGGACUUCUAUUUGUGUUUUAUCGCACGGGUACCGUUUUUAUCUGUUAGAACGUGGGCCUGUGUCCCUCUGUACAGCUUUCUGAGGCGCAGUCAUGGCCCCGGUAGGACCAGCCGAUAAGAAAAACAACAACCUGCCGGUAUGGGGGAACGAGAAGACCAUGAACCUGAAUAAUCUUAUCUUGACAAACAUUCUGUCGUCGCCUUAUUUCAAAGUGAACCUGUAUAAACUGAAGACUUACCACGAGGUCGUGGAUGAAAUAUAUUACAAUGUUCAGCAUUUGGAACCAUGGGAAAAAGGAAGUCGGAAGACAUCUGGGCAGACAGGCAUGUGUGGUGGCGUGCGCGGUGUCGGUGCUGGCGGGAUCGUGUCGACAGCAUUCUGCAUUCUGUACAAACUUUUCACGUUGAAGUUGACCCGAAAGCAGGUUAAUGGCCUGAUGACCCAUUGUGAUUCACCGUACAUUCGAGCCUUGGGCUUUAUGUACCUCAGGUUUACUCAGCCACCUGGAGACUUGAUAGAUUGGUACGAACCGUACUUUGACGACGAAGAGGAACUGGACGUCAAGGCUGGCGGGGGACAGACAAUGACCAUCGGAGAGAUGCUUCGCCACUUCCUCACCAAGCUAGAGUGGUUCUCCACCUUGUUUCCCCGAAUCCCCGUCCCCAUUCAGAAAGAGAUCGAGCAGCGCAUGCUCGCUCAUCCGCCGAAGCGGAUGGUGGCCACCGAGGACGUACAGGAAGCCGAAGCUGGCGGAGACGUUGCUGCGACUGCGGAUGAGCAUGGUGGCAGCAGGAGGAAUAGGAGCCCAGCGGCGCGUGACAGCAACGGAACCAGGGACGUGCACGAGGACGUCGACAGGGAACGCAGCCGCCACAGGGAGAGGAGGAGGAGCCGAAGUAGGGACCGUCACUCCGGCCACAGUCAGCAUAGCAGAAGUCGAGAGGACCGCACGCACCGCUCUGAUGCACACAGGGGUGGCAGGGACGGAGACCGUUACCACGAGAAGCGCCAUCGACGCAGCAGCUCCGAGCGCAGGCACAGAUCACGUGACCGAUCCAGGGACAGAAAUCCCAGGAGGGACCGCUCUCCGAGAGAUCGCCGUCGGUGAACGCAGCGGCGGUUUGUGUGUGUCAUGGGUGUCGUCUGUUCUCAUCACAUCAUUGUCAAGAACUGAGCUGCACGCAGAAAGAGACGGCAGUACUUAGGCUUUCAUAAUUACGUGGGAAUUUUGGAAAUAAACCAUCGCACCGGCAUAAGCCCCGGUGGUUGUAACUCUGG
Molecule: messenger RNA, 1336 nt
Organism: Ornithodoros turicata
Lineage: Eukaryota; Metazoa; Arthropoda; Arachnida; Ixodida; Argasidae
Product: pre-mRNA-splicing factor 38B-like
Exons: 8
Coding region: 150-1166 (338 amino acids)
Cellular component (GO): precatalytic spliceosome
Source: RefSeq, a predicted model, not a curated record